AUGCACCGAACUGCUCUUCCUCAGCGCCUUGGGCGCAAUGCGCAUGCGGCCUUGCUCCAUCGUCAACUCCCCUCGACACUUCUGCGGGCUUCAUUCUCGACCUCGAUCCGCGCUGCGAGCGGCGCCCCGGAUGUAAUCGUCCCCAGAGUUGCCAAAGUGUCCUUUUGGAAGUCGAUGGUUCCCAAGUUUAUGCGAUUCGGCGAUGACUCCGUCCACCACACCAAGAUGCCGAAAUCGAACGAGUGGAACCCGGCGACCUUCUUUAUCAUCAUUUUUCUAAUGAUUGGAUCCAUGGCUAUCCAGAUGAUCUCGCUCAAGAAGGAUUUUGCGGCUUUUACGCGCCAGACCGAUGUCCGGAUCAAUACCCUGCGCGAGGUGGUCGAGAGGAUACAGAAGGGAGAAGAUGUGGAUGUUGAAAAGGUGCUGGGCACUGGUGAUCCGGAGAGGGAGGCUGCUUGGGAUGAAGUUCUCAAGGAGAUCGAGCGCGAAGAAAUCAUGCACAAGACAAAACAACAGAAGGCAGCGAAGCAAGCCAAGCCAGAGCCUGCAAAGGAACAAGCCCAAACACAGACCCAGACCGAGACGGACAGCGCGCCCAAGAUUUCGGCCGCAGCUCUCAAGGGUGCCUUCUUCUAA
Messenger RNA from Sordaria macrospora k-hell, 636 nucleotides. RefSeq lists its product as uncharacterized. NCBI's taxonomy places the organism in Eukaryota, Fungi, Ascomycota, Sordariomycetes, Sordariales, Sordariaceae. The record is from RefSeq and is a predicted model, not a curated record.